Strongyloides ratti is the source of this 522-nucleotide messenger RNA. RefSeq lists its product as hypothetical. Bases 1 to 522 code for a protein of 173 amino acids. The record is from RefSeq and is a predicted model, not a curated record. The transcript has 4 exons. NCBI's taxonomy places the organism in Eukaryota, Metazoa, Nematoda, Chromadorea, Rhabditida, Strongyloididae.
AUGAAACCAAUCAAUUCCUAUCAAAGUACCAGCUAUAAUCGGCCAAAUAUAGAUAGCAGUUUGCUUUCGGAAUUUAAACCAAAAAUAUCUUUAGUAAUGGUUGUAUCCAGAAUCGUUGAUACACUUAAAUUUACAGGGGAAACCUUAAAAGGAGCUGCUAUAACAUUAGCCUCUCCAAAUGCUCCAAUUCCAGAAUCAAAAGUUAUAGCUAAUCGUAUGCCAGCAAGACCUUUUACUGCAGCUGAAUGGUUCCGUAUGUGGUCAUGGAGAUAUUCAUGGAAAUAUAUGCCAAUCUUCCGUAAUUUUCUCUAUUCUGGUCUUAUUGUUUAUGGUGUCAUAAAAUUUGUUUUACCAAUUAAACCACGACACAAGAUUCAAUAUGCUCAAGCUGUUGAGAAUGCACAUCAUCAUGAAGUUGAAAAAUUCUAUGGUUAUAGACAAAAAGUCCAAGAUGCUCUUUAUUUCAAGAAAUACAACCCACUCAAGAAGGAGGGAGAAAUUGAUGUUUCUGGACACCAUUAG